CAAUCCCCAUCUUAAUUCUCCUCCAUCUCUUUCCCUACCCGUUCACGUUCUCCAUCUUCAUUUUCCUUCCAUUUCUUCUAGCUCGUUCCAAUUGAUGGAGAAAGCGGAUGAGAGCAUAGCCCAUGAUCUCUCCCCCUUCCUCCGCAUCUACAAGGAUGGUCGCGUGGAGCGACUCAUCGGCAAGGACGUGGUCCCCCCAUCAAAGGAACCCACUAGUCCCGGCCUCUCCAAGGACGUCGCCAUCUCCCCCGAGCCUACCGUCUCUGUUAGGCUCUACCUCCCAAACAAUCCACCACCCUCUUCCUCGAAGCUCCCAGUACUGGUCUACUUCCAUGGGGGAGGAUUCAUGAUCGGGGCCGCCGUGUCUUCCACCUACCACAAUUACCUCAAUGUCCUCGCAGUCGAGGCCAGGGUAAUUAUUGUCUCAGUGGAGUACCGGCUGGCACCUGAGUGCCCGAUCCCGGCAGCGUACGACGACUCGUGGGCUGCCAUCAAGUGGGUCGGAUCCCACUUCAGCGGACUGGGCUAUGAGGAAGAGAUCAAGUUGAGCAACGGAACAGGAAUUGGGUUUGAGCUUGCGGGGUUGAUCCUCGUGCACCCGUACUUUUGGGGUAACGAUCCAUUGGAGGACGAAGCCACGGAGCCCGAGAAGCUGGCUAAGAUCGAGAUCUGGUGGAGGCUCGCGAACCCGACCACGACGGGCUUUGAUGACCCAUAUUUUAACCCUGGAAAGGACCUGGGCAUCCUAAGGAUGGGGUGCUCUAGGAUCUUGGCCUGCGUCGCCAAGAAGGACGAGCUGAGAGCAAGGGGAUGGUAUUACAAGGAGGUGAUGGAGAAGAGCAGGUGGGAGGGAGAGGUGGAGGUGAUGGAAGCAAAUGGAGAGGACCAUGUCUUCCAUCUUAUCAACCCUACCUCUGAGAAUGCUAUUGCUAUGAUGAAGAGGCUGGUUGAGUUCAUGAAUGAUCAUCGUUAAGGAAUACAACAAUUUAUAAAUUUAAAUAAAUGUGUGUACUCGAUCCAUCGGUGUGACUUCAUAAGGUUUCUCUUUCAGUUAUAGUAAGUUAAAUGUUAAAUUGUACGUACUUUUUAUCGAAUAAGAUUGAAAAGAAUGAUUGCUACGACUUCUUCA
This is a messenger RNA of Punica granatum (pomegranate), 1129 nucleotides long. The record is from RefSeq and is a predicted model, not a curated record. NCBI's taxonomy places the organism in Eukaryota, Viridiplantae, Streptophyta, Magnoliopsida, Myrtales, Lythraceae.